This is a messenger RNA of Peronospora matthiolae, 660 nucleotides long. The record is from the annotation of a GenBank genome assembly. Lineage: Eukaryota; Oomycota; Peronosporomycetes; Peronosporales; Peronosporaceae.
AUGACGACCAUUGACGACGUGACGGCGCGUGUUGCUGCUGCUCAUAGACGCCUUGACUCGCUGGAGCGCUUGCUGGAUGACUUGGAGGGAGUGAAGCACGUGAAACAGCAUCUUCAGCGUGAAAGGUUGACCAGCAGCGCGCUUAAGACGGCGCCGAGUGACUACUACUCGUGGACUCUGAGCCAGAGAGCGAAGUUCUUGGGCUGCGGGAUUUCACACCUCUGCAAGAGCAUCGUUGUCGAAAACGUGGCGUGUGUCAACAAGGGCAUCGAAGAUCCGCUCAACAGUCGCUACUACUGCGUGGUCCUGCAGUACAUCUCCAAGCUUGAUGCAGAGCAGCUGCGACGCUUUGUGCGUGACGACAUCCCUGAGGCUGAUCGCCCAUCUCGAAAGAAGUUCAACUUUCAGCAUGCCCCGGCACAAGUGUCGGAGCAACUGACUGGAUUCAAACACAACGGAGUAUCCACCUUUGGUAUGCAGACGUCUAUCCCGGUGAUCGUAGCAGGUGAGGUUGCAGCCCUGAAACCAGCCUUUCUGUGGCUUGGUGGAGGCGCAGAGACGGUAAAGCUACGUGUGAGCGUACAGGAUCUGAUCACGACCUUGGGAGCACGUGUAGCUGACGGCAUCACAACUCAAAGAACCGACUUGGACAAGGCGUGA